This is a messenger RNA of Cryptomeria japonica (Japanese cedar), 768 nucleotides long. Its product is annotated as protein LURP-one-related 12-like. Lineage: Eukaryota; Viridiplantae; Streptophyta; Pinopsida; Cupressales; Cupressaceae. The coding region runs from base 1 to 768 and encodes 255 amino acids. The record is from RefSeq and is a predicted model, not a curated record. The transcript has 3 exons.
AUGUCCAAUAUUUAUCCCCAUCAGGCUGCUCAAGCCACAGGAAGAAGUGCUGAUCUGCAACUAUUUACUGUUUGGAAGAAAGCUUUCCUUUUCAGUGGCACCGGUUUUACAGUGUUCGAUUCAUCUGGUAACCUUGUCUUGAGGGUAGAAGACUACACUCCCACCGUCAAACGCCAAUUGCUUGUGAUGGAUGCUUCUGGAAAUCCACUUCUCCUACUACGCCGCAAGGUAAUGAGUCUGCACCACAGAUGGGAAGGCUUCAUCUGCAAAGAAAAGGGCAAAUUGUGGGUGUUCACCAUCAAGAGAUCCUCCAUUAUAUCUGCUACAACAUCUGUCGAUGUAUUUCUUACUUCUUCUAAUACUAACUCCUUGGGAAGGCGGUUUGAUUACCACAUUGAGGGAUCCUUCAGAGAGCGCUCCUGCGCAAUUUAUAACCGCUCACGCAGUAUGGUGGCACAGGUGAAGCGGAAAAAAAGCUGUGAUAUGUUGUUGGAAAAGGACGUAUUUAGUGUGGAAAUCUAUCGUAAUUUUGAUCCAGCUUUGAUUAUGAGUUGGAUUGCGGUGGUUGAUCAUAUUAAUAGUGAAGAUCUUCGUGUUGUUACACAGGCGGCACUGUACUGCACAUUCAGAUCCUAUCAAUUGCUUAAGAUAGUCGAUAUGAAGAGAAAAGGGGAUUGCAUUGCCAAGGGAGUUCCUGUUAAGGAAGCUUCUGCUCACAACAAAACUUUCCAACAUGAAGCGAUGAAUGCCUGCAUAAUCCACAGUUAA